GCUGGCCCUGCGCGGAAGAGCAUUUAGGGGAGGGGCGAGGCACGUGCCUCGGAGCUCCCUCCGGGUCUGUUCAAACGACCUCGAGACCUGGCGGGUUGUCGGAACGCGGAAGGGAGGGAGAGGAGGUAGGAGCUUGGGCCUCCCAGUCCCAUGGUCCCCGCCGCCUGCAUGCUGCUCUGGGCCCUGCUGCUAAGUCUGGGGCUCCGGGCGGCGGGGGCCCAAGACCAGACGUCAAACCCGACCGCCACCCCGACAGGGAUGCAGCGGAUCAGCUUACGCUUCGGGGGCCCAGCCCGCAGCCUCCGGAGCACAAGCCCCACCGCCCGGACUUAUAUACCCCGGAAGGUGAAGGCAAAUCUGGAGGAUGAAAAUGAUGCCCUGGUCACUGCCGACAGCUUGGCCGGCCCGGCAGCCGCUGAGCUCCUGUCCACUGUGUCGAGCAUUAGCCGGUCGUCACUGGCCAACUCCAAUUUCAAUAACGAUGGCUCCUUGGAAGAGGGGGCGUUGGUUGAUACCAAAAAACCCACCAACUCUGGCAUUUUCUCUUCGACCUCCAGUACUACGGAAAGUUCCAGCACCACCGGGAGGUUUGUAGCCAAUAGCCAGGAGCGAGACAUUAGAAUAACCCACGAUCUGUCGACCGUCACUUCAAAGCCUACUCUGGACCUGAAUUCCGAGUCCACCCUGCGCCAGUGGUCGACACCUGGGUCCACCCCGACCCCGUGGCCAAAGGCCUCACCCACAGCCAUGCCGCCUCCUGAGGAUCUGCGGCUGAUGCUGAUGCCCUGGGGCCCAUGGCACUGCCACUGUAAGUCAGGCACCAUGAGCAGGAGCCGGGCUGGGAAGCUACGUGGCCUUUCGGGGCACCUUCGGGUUGGAGCGCUGAGUGAACUCCGCACAGAGCACAAGCCUUGCACCUACGAGGAAUGUGGGACUUGCAAUAAGCAACGGGAGGAGUGCCCUCUGGACUCAGGCCUCUGCCCUGACGACGGCUGCAGCUCGCGGUCCAGCCGCCCCACGUCUCCUCUGGCUUCUGGCCACCUGAGACGCAGACCCAUCCUCCCUCUCACUAGCCCCAGCCCAGCUCUUGCCUUUUGGAAAAGUGUCAGGAAUGGCCUGGAGGAUAUCUGGAACAGCCUUUCUUCAGUGUUCACAGAGAUGCAACCAAUAGAAAGAACCCAGAGGUAAUGGCCACUUCACCCUCAAGAGAUGAUGUCUAUGCCGUAACCUACCCUUUCAACCCCAGCACCCACUAUAUAUUUUUAAUACAGAGAGAAAAAAAAAAACAACUACAAAAUGC
This is a messenger RNA of Meriones unguiculatus (Mongolian gerbil), 1300 nucleotides long. It is a transcript of the gene C10H1orf56, whose product is annotated as chromosome 10 C1orf56 homolog. The transcript is spliced from 2 exons. The coding region runs from base 151 to 1188 and encodes 345 amino acids. NCBI's taxonomy places the organism in Eukaryota, Metazoa, Chordata, Mammalia, Rodentia, Muridae. Gene Ontology annotation, biological process: regulation of cell population proliferation. The record is from RefSeq and is a predicted model, not a curated record.